Molecule: messenger RNA, 757 nt
Organism: Cricetulus griseus (Chinese hamster)
Lineage: Eukaryota; Metazoa; Chordata; Mammalia; Rodentia; Cricetidae
Source: RefSeq, a predicted model, not a curated record
UUUACAGCCAACUGUACAUCUGUGAAAGACUUUGAUGAUUGUCUAGGAAACACAGCAGAUUUCUGUCCAAAGGAUAUUGCCUGUGCAUGCAAAGAUGGAAAGCCUUUCUGCAAAUGUCCAAAUUUCAGAGGCCAGUGGGGAGACUACUGGUACAUGGGGGACAAAUGCAAACAACUGUGGAGCACUGUGGACCUGAUUUUAGUAGCAACAUUGCCUGGAAUAGCACUGGCUCUAAUCGUUGGUGUGGUAAUCCAGAUUAUCCACUACUGUAAAGGGAAGUCAAAAAAGAAUGAAGGUCAUCACAGAGAAGAGAGGACUAUGUCAGAACUUCGACCUUACCAUAAUUCUGCAUAUGGUUUUGAUACUGAUAGGAAUCUUCCUCAACCUAAUCAAGGCAAGAAUCCUUGGAAUCUAUCCCACCAGGAAGCUUUCUCCAGAAGUUCCUUUUCUCCAUCAUCACAAUUAUCCAGAACGAAUUCCAAGAGACAAACUAUAUUGCUCAAGAAGUCAAACUGGGAUGUCUCUCUGGGACCAACUAAGCCUGCUGUAAACUAUGGGAGCAAUUAUUUGUCAACCACACACAUGAAGCCAACCUUUGAUGUUUCCACAUCUGGGCCCCUGAGAGCAACCUAUACUCCAAAAGAAAAGAAAUACUCAGCUUAUGAAGAACUAGAAAACCCUUUUAAAAUAGGCCGGGCACACAUGAAAUCUGACUAUUGAUUUUCCCACAUAAAAAAUAAAUGUUUGUGUAAAUCUA